Molecule: messenger RNA, 1144 nt
Organism: Chara braunii
Lineage: Eukaryota; Viridiplantae; Streptophyta; Charophyceae; Charales; Characeae
Source: the annotation of a GenBank genome assembly
UACUAUUCCUCUUCUGUGAGCUUCGAUUCGGUGCCAAGUGGUGAUGGCCAAGUCAUUCCGGGCUACUUGUUCUUACGAGCAACCCGACGAAAUCGGCCUAUGCUUCCUACAGACCAUCGCAGUAGCCGAGUCUUCACCCAUGGACUUGUCUUCGGACCCCCGUGUGGUGCGGUUGCUUGACGAGUUCGUCGACAUCUUCGAGUCACCUACCGGUGUGGUGCCGGAUCGGCCGAUUUCUCAUGAGAUCAUUCUUGAGGACGGUGUCGUGCCGCCGAAAGGUUGCAUUUAUCGCAUGAGCGAAGAGGAGCUUACGGUCCUUCGCGCGCAACUCAAUGACUUGUUGGACAAGGGUUGGAUCCGCCCUAGUAGCUCUCCGUACGGAUUGCCAGUUCUCGUCGUACGGAAGAAGGACAAGGAUCUACGAUUGUGCAUCGACUUCGCGAGCGCUUUUGAUGGCUCGGCCUUCUCGGGGACGUCACACGCUAUUGCGAGUCAUGGGAGGUUUGCCGACGCUGCAAACCCCGCAACCAUCGUCCGUACGGCACCGGAUGCUGUAAUGGAGUGUGCAAGGCUUGCUGCAAAGCCACCGACUGUGGGCAGGGGAAGGUGUGCUGUUCGGGAAAGUUUUGACUUGGCUCAUGCUGCCCUUCGGACCCGCGCUGCUGCAACAGAAAGAAAUGUCGCCCGGGAACCAGAUGCUGCAAGGGAGUGUGCAACGCAUGCUGCAGGAAUGGUCACUGUAGAAGUAGACAGAUCUGAUGUAGGGGAGUUUGCAAGUAUGCCCAGUGUUGUGAUGGUCCUAGGUGCUGCAAUGUCAGACUGUGUCAACGAGGCGCCAGGUGCUGCAAGGGGAAGUGCAAAAUGUGUUGCACUGAUGGGGAUUGCCACAAGGGCUGCUACUGCUGUGGAGGAUCAUGCAGGCGUUGCUGCACGAACUUGCACUGUGGGAAAGGACGGGAGUGCUGUAAUGGGCAGUGCCGUUAACUGUCAUUAUCGCUGGGACAGGGAUUGGUCUCGUUUUAGGGCGAAGGAAUACUGCAACGGUGUGUACUCGUGAACUUUUGAGUCCACUAAAGCUCCCGUGAAGGGGUGUGCUCACUGUGCUGUAGACGGCAGUUUAAGAGCGCAAUGCUGCAGACCGCGU